Molecule: messenger RNA, 2006 nt
Organism: Catharus ustulatus (Swainson's thrush)
Lineage: Eukaryota; Metazoa; Chordata; Aves; Passeriformes; Turdidae
Gene: HORMAD1
Product: HORMA domain containing 1
Exons: 15
Coding region: 189-1238 (349 amino acids)
Source: RefSeq, a predicted model, not a curated record
GCCCCGCCCCCUCCGUUUGCACACGGCCCCUCGGCCGAGCCCGCUGAGGGCGAGCGCGGGAAAAGGCGCCCUGAAGCCUCAGGGGAAGCCUGUGCUCCUGUGAGAAUCAAGCAUCUGAUACUGGGGAUGAUUAGAGGAGCUGUCCUGCUCUGCUUGGUGACAAUUACAGGCUCAGGAGUCUGUGCAGAAUGGCAACUGCUCAGAAGCAAAGGAAUUCUGUGAGUGCAGUUGUAUUUCCCAAGAAAAUAGCCACGGAGCAGCAAUCCCUGAUGCUGGUGAAGAGGCUCCUGGCAGUGGCAGUGUCCUGCAUCACCUACCUGAGGGGAAUCUUUCCUGAGAGUGCCUAUGGAACCAGAUACAUGGAUGAUGUCUGUGUCAAAAUUCUGCGUGAAGACAAGAGCUGUCCUGGCUCUACCCAGCUGGUGAAAUGGAUGUUAGGAUGCUAUGAUGCCUUGCAGAAGAAAUACCUGAGACAGAUUGUCCUAGCAGUCUAUACCCAGCCAGAAGAUCCUCAGACAGUCACAGAGUGUUACCACUUCAAGUUCAAGUACACCCAGAAUGGGCCCCUCCUGGAUUUUGGCAGCAAGGACAGGAAGUGUGAGCCCAGCAUCCCCUGUGCAGACACCAAGAGGGCCAGCAUCCUCCUCAUCCGCAAGAUCUUCAUCCUCAUGCAGAACCUGAGCCCUCUGCCCGGCGACGUCUGCCUCACCAUGAAGCUGCUCUACUAUGAUGAGGUUACACCUCCUGAUUACCAACCUCCAGGCUUCAAGGAGGCCAGGGAUGAGGGGCUGUUGUUUAGGGAGGAGCCCAUGUACCUGAAUGUGGGGGAAGUGCCAACAUCUUUCCAUCUGCUCAAACUGAAAAUUACAACUGAGAAACAGCGCAUGGAGAAUGUGGAUAAGAACAUCCUGGAGCAGGAGGAGGCUGCUGAGCCUCUCCAGGAGGAUCCUGUCUUGGAUAAUGAAAUGGAAGAUAAGAAUCAUGUGAAUAUUUCAGAAGCUCAAGAGAAGAGUUCAGCUCAUGCAGAGGAAGCUGGAGGGAUCCAGACUCCCCCCUGUGAUUCUAACCCUCAGGUUGAUCAGUUGACCCGUAAAACAUCUGAGCUGAUUGUGUCAGAGAGCAGGACAAGAAGUGGGAAGAUAUUCCAAAGCUGCAUUGUGCACCAGGCUGAGCUGUGCUCCAGCCAGGAUGUGCUGCCCAAAAGGAGGAAGCUGAGCGAGCCCAAGGAGCAGUUCUAGGUGCUGUGCCGAGUUUUCCACUCCCAGUUGGAUGUUCCACGUGACUGUUGGGUUUUGAGGAUCUUUUCUGCUCCAUUAGCAGUCCUGUGGAAGUGUGUUUUAAGCAAGGAAAAUGUCAGGAAGCCCAGCUGAACAAUUCCAAGCUCACUUAGAUCAGAAAUCCUUGGGUUUGGGGAUUUGUGGGCUGGCCCCAGUUCAGGCACAUCCAGGUCCUGAUGGUGAUGGGAUAAAUUCAUCCCCCAGCACAAGGUUUCACCAGUGCCUGUGGGCUGUGAUUCUGAGCUCACUCAGAGCCUGCCUGCCCCAAAACCUCUCCUGUUUUGGGGUGAUUUCCAGAGCUUUCCAGAGGGCUGGGCUGGCAGUUACAGGCUGUUACAGUUUUGUGGUUGCAGUUUUUGCUUUUCCUACCGGGACAGUUGGAGGAGUUGGAUGCUUUGCAUUUCUUCCAGACCAGAAGCACCACACUCAGGUGAAAAACCAGCUCUCUUCAUGCCUUAAAUUCCAGCUUCCCUGCGUGAAUGCAGGAGUUUGUGAUGCCAGGUAUCCAUGGCAGUGUCUGUCCCGAGGUGUGAGAGCCCUGGGUGUCCUCAGAGCGAGUUCUGGCAGAGGCUGGACACUGCCACGUCCUCCUCCAGCAGCAGCAAUUAACGUUAAUUAACGCGGCUGCCUCGGGAAACGGGAGUGAAGCCCAAUGAACGUUUCCUGACGGGUUUGACUUUUCAAUUAAGAAUGUUCAUCAUCAGUCCUCUGUUAAACGGCUUCACCUUU